This is a messenger RNA of Aspergillus ibericus CBS 121593, 2502 nucleotides long. RefSeq names its product E1 ubiquitin-activating protein ubaB. The coding region runs from base 472 to 2313 and encodes 613 amino acids. Gene Ontology annotation, biological process: protein sumoylation. The transcript has 6 exons. The record is from RefSeq and is a predicted model, not a curated record. Gene Ontology annotation, molecular function: SUMO activating enzyme activity. Gene Ontology annotation, cellular component: cytoplasm; SUMO activating enzyme complex. NCBI's taxonomy places the organism in Eukaryota, Fungi, Ascomycota, Eurotiomycetes, Eurotiales, Aspergillaceae.
AGGCGGAUGGCCUCGUGUCGGUGCGACAAACAGGGAACUGCGAUCGGAUCGCGGACCGCCACCAGCACUGGACGAUCACCUUCUGGGCCGGGGAACAAUGGGACGGACGGCUUGAGGAUGGCCGCCUUGCCAGAUGGCAGUCAAACACCCAUUUCGUUGUCCGGCAUCACCUCACCCAGGAAGCUCCCGGUGAUGGGGUAGAGGGGGGGGACACCAAGCCGGAGCGGUGGUGGAAGUGGGCUCGGGAUUGUUGCCGUCACUUCAUUCUUCCUGACUUCACCAACUGCUUCCGGCCUUCCUCUCCGCCGCAGCUUCUGCCUACUUUCACUUCAGCCUCUCUUUUCCUCACUCCUACCUCCCUCCCUUCAAUUCCAGCCUCGCAAGCGGACCAUUUAUUCGGCGAUGCCUUUUCUCCCACUCUGAGCCCGACAGUCUUCGUUUCGAUCUACCGUCGUCCUCCGCGCCGCAACCAUGACGCGGGAGACUUAUCUUAAGCGCUCGCUCGGGACUCUAGCCAGACGAAUCAAAGAGUCGCGUGUGCUUCUCGUGGGUGCCGGUGGCAUCGGCUGCGAGCUGUUAAAGAACCUCCUCCUCUCCGGCUUCGGCGAAAUUCACAUUAUCGAUCUCGACACUAUCGAUCUCAGCAACUUGAAUCGCCAAUUUCUUUUCCGCUUUGAACAUAUUAAGAAGUCCAAGGCAUUGGUUGCGAAGGAGGUGGCCCACAAGUUCCAGCCCAAUGCGAAACUUGAAGCGUACCAUGCGAACAUCAAAGACAGCCAGUUCAACGUUGACUGGUUUGCGACAUUUGAUGUGGUAUUCAACGCCCUGGAUAACCUCGAUGCUCGCCGUCAUGUCAACAGAAUGUGUCUAGCUGCCAACGUACCACUAGUCGAGAGUGGAACAACGGGAUUCAAUGGCCAGGUUCAGGUUAUCAAGAAGGGCGUGACGGAGUGCUACGACUGUAACUCGAAAGAAGUCCCCAAGUCCUUCCCUGUCUGCACCAUCCGCAGCACUCCGAGUCAGCCAAUCCACUGCAUUGUUUGGGCCAAGAGUUACCUUUUACCUGAGCUUUUCGGAAUCAGUGAGGACGAUUCAAAUGACUUUGAUCACUCGGAAGACGCUGAAAACUCGGAAGAGAUCGAGAAUCUGCGCAAAGAGGCACAGGCCCUCAAGGAGAUUCGCCAGUCCAUGGGCUCCAACGAAUUUGCACAGAAAGUAUUCGAAAAAGUGUUCAAGGAAGACAUAGAUCGGUUGCGCGGAAUGGAGGACAUGUGGAAGACGCGAGAUCCUCCAGAACCCCUGGACUUCGAUAAACUGCAGGAAGAGUCGUCAAAUAUUGAAGCCGUGAUUUCAUGUAACGACCAGAAAGUUUGGUCUCUUGCCGAAGACUUUGUCGUUUUCAAGGACAGUUUGGAUCGGUUGAGUAAACGGCUCAAGACCUUGCAGGAGACCACAAAGAGCGAUGUGAAGCCCAUAUUGGUCUUCGACAAGGACGACGUCGACACGUUGGAUUUUGUGACAGCCACAGCCAAUUUGCGGGCGAAGAUCUUCAAGAUUGACCCGAAGUCCAAGUUCGACACGAAACAAAUGGCUGGAAAUAUCAUUCCGGCUAUCGCAACUACGAACGCCAUGACAGCUGGUCUGUGUGUCCUGCAGGCCUACAAAGUGCUAAGAGGGGAGUACGAUCAGGCCAAAAUGGUUUUCCUCGAACGCUCAGGUGCUCGUGCAAUCAACUCGGAUUCCCUUCAGCCUCCAAAUCCCAACUGCCCGGUGUGUUCCGUUGCCCAUUGCAGGCUCAAGAUCGACCCUCAACGUGCUACUCUGAAUGAUCUGGUCCAAGACAUUCUGCGGGAGCAGUUGGGAUAUGGCGAAGAGUUUUCCAUCACUAGCGAACUGGGAACCAUCUAUGACCCUGAUCUGGAGGACAAUCUCCCCAAGAAAUUGGUAGAUCUAGGUGUUAAGAGUGAGAGUUUUGUUACAGUCAUCGACGAAGAGGACGACGAACCACGCGUCAACCUCGAACUCGUUGUACUUGCUUCUGAAGCCUCUCAGCCUCCCACACAAGACUCCAAAGCAGUCUCCUUGGAGUCUGUUCCUGAUAUUCCUCGAAAGCCAAAGGCGCCGUCGCCUGUUGUUGCCGAGCCGACUAACGGAAUAGGCAAGCGGAAGCGCGACGCAGAUGAAGCCGGGCUCACCAACGGUGACAAUCCGGCCAAGCGCGUAGCUGCCAUGUCCAUUGCAGAUGGUGAUGGAGACAACCCCAUUGUCUUAGACGAAGGAAUUGGUGGGGCUAUCCUGAUUGACGACGACUAACUUUAAUGAUACCAGGUGGACCCGGGCUCGACAUGUCGUCCAGGCUUCACCAUUUCCAUACACUAUUGGCUUGCAGAUCUGGCGCACGUUGGUUUUUCUAAGUACCCUGUCCUUUUAUUUUCAUGUAAAAUUAUUUAGGCUACUUGCAUACACUGCAUUCCGAAUAGAAUGGAUGAAAAACCAUCACCU